AUGUUGGAAGGGAAAGCAAACGUGAGGAUAGACAGACUCCUUCAACUAUUCAUUGCCGAGCUGGAAGAGGACCGGGAGAUUAUGAAGGAGAGAGGACUGGAGGAAGGAAGGUACAGGCUCCAGCAACAUCACAAGACGCACACGUCGGCUAUCAACAAAUAUUGUGGGCAGCAGCAACGUGCCACUGUUGUUGGUCGUGGGACCUGGGAAGUGAAAGAGAACGGCAUUUCAUAUCGUGUGGAAGAAUACUAUUUUCCAUGCGACAAAGAAUUCAACAAUCAUUGGCGAAGAGAAGGGUGUGGUGCAUGCCCUUAUGCGUUUUCUUGCACCUGUCCUGUGGAUGUGAAAAGUGGAAUAAGCUGUGUGCAUGUUCAUGCAGCUCUGAUGUACGCAGCAUCAGGACGCCGUUCGCAGGGAGAUGGCGUUUCCUCAGUAGUUGAUGGAGAAGCUGAAAAUGAGCAUAAUGGACCGUACAGCAGCGACGGAGACGAAGAGAUGAUGGAAGUAAUGGUGAAGGAUGAUGUGGAAAAGGAGAUGGAAAUGAUGUGUGCGUCAGCUCGUGAGAGUAUGCUUAAAGUGAUGAGAGAACCAACGGAAGGCACGGAAAUGGAGAUAGAGCAGGCGCUGCAACAAAUGGACGAACUAACCAAGAGGUUAGGCUUGUUGGCAGAGAAUGUUGGAAGGAACGGAGACACUCCACGCCUUGCCCGCCGUCAUGACGUACCUUCGGUCGCCUGCCCUCAAGCGUUGACUCCGAUAAGGAAACUAUAUAAGCGCGCCCACUUACGCAAGGCAGAACAGGCUAAGCGAAAGACAGUCCUGGACAUUCCGGACUGUGCGCAAGACGAAAGGGACGCGUGUGCUAUAUGCCUUUGGAUGCAGCCUAUCACUGGUAGCACAAACCAUCGAAUUUGUUGGAUUCAAUGUCUAACAUGCGAAGACUGGAUGCAUACCGACUGUAUCAGCAACAACGUGCGCCCUCGCGAAGUAGCAGAGUUGCAGAGAAGUGAUGUGUAG
Necator americanus (New World hookworm) is the source of this 1017-nucleotide messenger RNA. RefSeq lists its product as uncharacterized. Gene Ontology annotation, molecular function: zinc ion binding. The transcript is spliced from 7 exons. The record is from RefSeq and is a predicted model, not a curated record. Bases 1 to 1017 code for a protein of 338 amino acids. NCBI's taxonomy places the organism in Eukaryota, Metazoa, Nematoda, Chromadorea, Rhabditida, Ancylostomatidae.